Molecule: messenger RNA, 1146 nt
Organism: Phyllotreta striolata
Lineage: Eukaryota; Metazoa; Arthropoda; Insecta; Coleoptera; Chrysomelidae
Source: the annotation of a GenBank genome assembly
AUGUUCGCUAAAGUUUUCACCAUCCUCGCCUGUUUGGCGUUGGUCCAAAGCGAAUUCAUCAGGGUGCCUUUGAAGAAGGUGAAAUCGGCCAGGCAGACCUUAGGAGAAGCGGGAUUGCAACAAAAAAGACAGUCUUUAUUGGCCAAAUACCAAUCGGGCGACGUUAUUUUGAAAAACUACGAAGAUGCUCAAUACUACGGAGAAAUAAGCAUCGGUACGCCACCACAAAAUUUCAAUGUCGUCUUCGACACCGGCUCAUCGAACCUCUGGGUGCCUUCGAAGAAAUGCGGGAUCUUGGACCUCGCCUGUCUAUUCCACAACAAGUACGACUCCACCAAAUCUUCCACCUACAAAGCCAACGACACCAAAUUUGCUAUUGAAUAUGGAUCCGGGGCGCUCAGCGGAUUCGUGUCCUCCGAUAAUGUCGAUGUAGGCGGUAUUACAGUCACCGGUCAACUAUUCGCCGAAGCUACAAGCGAACCCGGUGCAGCUUUCCUUGCAGGCAAAUUCGAUGGUAUCCUAGGAUUGGGUUACGACACUAUUUCAGUCAACAACAUGCCCACAGUGUUCGGAAAUUUAUUCGCCCAACACACCGACCUCACCCCAGCCUUUUCCUUCUACCUCGACAGGAAUCCUGACGGACAAACCGGUGGAGAGCUGACAAUUGGAGGAGCCGAUCCGCAAUACUACAAAGGCGAGUUCACCUACAUUCCGGUGACCAGACAGGCUUACUGGCAAGUACAAAUGGACAAAAUCAACAUUGGUUCCAGCGCGUUUUGCGCAGAUUCCUGCGACGCCAUCGUAGAUACCGGUACCAGUUUGCUCGUAGGACCUUCUGACGAAAUAGAUGGGAUUAAUGAGGCUAUUGGAGCUACGAUGGACACUUUUGUUGGUGCAUACACUGUUGAUUGUGACAGGUUGUCUUCAUUGCCUGAUAUAGACUUUGUUUUGAACGGCAAAACCUUCACUUUGAAGGGAGAGGACUACAUACUGAAGUAUAAUGAUGGCGAAGGAAUUGUUUGCCUGUCGGGAUUCGAGGGAUCAGAUCAAUCAGACUUUUGGAUUCUUGGAGACGUUUUCAUUGGAAAAUACUAUACUCAAUUCGAUUUAGAGAACAACCGCGUUGGAUUCGCUGAACUUAAAUAA